Formica exsecta is the source of this 2127-nucleotide messenger RNA. RefSeq names its product odorant receptor 45b-like. Gene Ontology annotation, cellular component: plasma membrane. Gene Ontology annotation, molecular function: olfactory receptor activity; odorant binding. NCBI's taxonomy places the organism in Eukaryota, Metazoa, Arthropoda, Insecta, Hymenoptera, Formicidae. The transcript is spliced from 6 exons. Bases 880 to 2127 code for a protein of 415 amino acids. Gene Ontology annotation, biological process: sensory perception of smell; detection of chemical stimulus involved in sensory perception of smell. The record is from RefSeq and is a predicted model, not a curated record.
AUGUUUAUUCAAUUUAUUAAUAUUAAAAAAAAAUAUUUUUUUUCUUGAGAUGAAUAUAUUCCGUUUGUUAUUUAACAUGUUAUUUAUUAAACUUUUUUCUGAAUGCAAUAAAUAUUAUGUAAUAAUAUUUGCAUUAUUUGCAAUUUACUUGUUAAAUAUAAAGGGAACAAGUCGUUCUUAACAAUUUGUUUCACAAAUUCGCGAAAAUUAAAACCUACUCCCGUCUAUAGACUCGCGUCUAUAGAUCUCUCAUAAAACUUCAUGUUUCACGACAGUUUGUCGGAGUUGGUGCUUAAACUUUGUACAUUAGCAAAAAAUAUUCACUUUCAACGUGUAGAUUGAUUUAAAGUGUUUUUCAGUAAGGAAGUUGGAUAUGAUGAUAAAAAUCAAAGGGUAUACUUAUGCUUAUAGACGAGUCGUACUUUGUUUCCCUCUGGCGUAAACGGAGAAAUGGAAAAUUUUUAUGAAAGUUAAAAACAGCAAUAUUUCCUGGGAGGAUAAUAAUACAAAGAAAUUUUAUGAACAGAGAUUUAAUAAAUCUAAAUCUUGUUGUUUUUUUUCAUCAAAAUAAUAUUAUUCUUUUGUCUUUCUUAUGUAUUAUAUAUUUAUCAAUUUUAAUAUGCAUUGCCUCCCACGAGUACAAGAUAAAUAUCUCCAUAGCCUAUGCACACAUACAUAAUAACAUAAAAUAAAAAUUAGAAAGAAAAUAAUACAAAUAAAUUAAAUUCUAAAAUAUACGCGAGUGCUAAUCUAAUAAAUAGAUUUGAGAAACGUAACAAAAAAACAAUAAAUAAUCCCUGAGAAUGUUUUAAAUUAAAUAUGAUUAUUUAAAAUAUAUAAGUGGAAAAAGGAAAUGUUAGAAAAUAACGUAAAAUAAUAAUGUUACUUCUAAAUCAACGUAAAGCUGUGAUAUUUUAUCUAAAACUUGAAUUUUUGUUAGAUUUGAGUUACGCGUUUGCUCUGAGCCGUCAAUGUUUGCGGCUCUUAGGUGUAUGGCCCGAUCCACGUAUUCCUUUAAGCAACCUUCGUCGGCCAAACAUAACGUUCAUAACCGUUAUGUUUAUCCUGAGUUUUUACAUAGUAAUACCGCAGUUCAUACAUGUGAUUCGUGUUUGGAGUAAUGUAGCUCUUAUGGUGGAAGAUAUAGCCGCCGCCAAUUUUAGUUUGAUGGCUUUGAGCAAGUUAUUCGUUACUUGGUAUCACAGCGAAACACUUCGAACAUUAAUGAUGUCAGUCAUGACCGAUUGGAUAAAUUCGACAAACAAGUGUGAACGAAGUACGAUGCUGAGGUUCGCGAGACGUGGCAGAAAUUUAUCUUUUGGAUGUUACGCUCUCGCGACGAUCACACUCGUCUUUUACAUAUGUUUUAAUCUUCUAAAACUUUAUCAAAAUAAUCAUCAGCCUCAACGCAGCCUCAUCUAUCAUUUCGUUUAUCCUUACAACGCCCAGAAGAGUCCGAAUUAUGAAAUUACAUUUGUCAUCCAACUUUUCGGCGGAAUAUACGCGGCACUAAUCAACGCUACCGUCGACAGCUUCAUCUCGAUGCUCUUACUGCAUGAAUGCGCGCAACUAUUAAAUCUACGAAUGGCACUCAACGAUUUGAUCGAUGAAUUAGCCAAUAAAUCUAUAUCCUACACGAAAUUUAAAGAAGGCUUAGCCGCGAUCGCUAUACGACAUAAACAUCUUAUCAGGACUGUAAAGACAAUCAACAACUGUUACAGCGCAGUGCUAUUUGUAUACAUGUUAACAACUACUUUUCAACUAUGUUUUCAAACUUUUCGAACUUAUACGAUAAUAACAGACAAAUUAAAUGUGUCUGUUUUCAAAGUGGCUUUUCUCUCGCUUUAUGUUGUUUCUCUGUUGACGAAUUUGUACAUGUAUUGCUACGCGGCUGAAAAAGUCUUAACAGAGAGCACCAGUGUGGCGUAUAGCGUGUAUGAAAGCAAGUGGUAUAAUAUACCGGCUAAAGAUGCGAAGAACUUAAUGAUUAUUGCAUAUGGAUCUAUAAUACCGCUUAACUUAACAGCUGGAAAAUUCGGAAAUUUUUCGAUGGAGUUGCUCGGAUCAAAUCAUCGUCAAUGCGCCGAUUAUAGAAAUACAAAAUGUUCCAGUAUAACUGGAAUCUAG